CGGAAGAGGUACGUACAGGAAAAAAGAAAGGGCUGCACAUACACGUCACUGGGGGAAGCUGAACACACUGGGCAAUGUUUAAAUCGCACAAUUAUUUAUUCACCCCUGUUCCCGUUUAUGACCACGGAGCCAUCACAGCUCGAAGUGCGACUUCCUUUUUGUGCUCGGUGUGAGGCGUAUGUCGUCACCUUCACCGCCCGCAGGGGAGCGCUGACACUGUCACACCGCCGCUGAACUUCCCGUCAAGACGCGGCACGGGCGAAACGAGCUGCUGUUGAGAGAGAAAGGGGAACGACAGUGGGACUUAUCAAGAAGAGAGGACACACUUAGGUCCUCAAGGCGUCUGGCCACAGAAAGGGUGCUAUUGUCCUCCAGCCGAUGGCGAGCAGAGGCGGUUCUGCUAAUUAGCCUGCGUUGGUCCCUGCAGAAAGGGAUAGAAGAGCGGGGCUGCUAACUGCAACAACGGGGUUUAAGGGGGCCGUUGUACCACAUUUCAUCCGCAAUCUGGACAUUUCUCCUGUUAACUGGUUUUAUUCCUAAUGAUGGGGUCCUUCAGCGGAUAGUACCUCCCAUCCUUCCGUUUAACCCCACCGUCGCACCCUGGCUCGAAUUCGCCACUCGGGCGCUGUCCUCGCAGGGGGGUAACGGGUUCACCAUCGCCCGGUAGAGCUAACUACAGGCGGCGGGUUGGUCUUCGUGACCCUUGGCCGCCCUGCCUCGUCUCUCUGCCCCUCAGUCCCUAACCGAGUCGGAACAUGGCAGGGAACCUGAAGAAAGGUGGGGGGAUCAUCGGAAUGAUGAAGGAUGCCUUCCAGCCACACCAUCACCACCUCCACUCACAUCACCAGCCCGGGGCCGUCGACAAGAAAACUGUGGAAAAAUGCUGGAAACUGAUGGACAAGGUGGUGCGGCUGUGCCAAAACCCCAAACUGGCUCUGAAGAACAGCCCUCCUUACAUCCUCGACCUGCUGCCAGACACCUACCAGCACCUGCGCACCAUCCUGUCUCGCUAUGAGGGCAAAAUGGAGACUCUGGGAGACAACGAGUACUUCCGGGUCUUUAUGGAGAACCUGACCAAAAAGACCAAGCAGACCAUCAGCUUGUUCAAGGAAGGCAAGGAGCGCAUGUAUGAGGAGAAUUCGCAACCCAGACGAAACCUCACCAAGCUGUCGUUGAUCUUCAGUCACAUGCUGGCUGAGCUGAAAGCCAUCUUCCCCAACGGCCUGUUUCAAGGUGACAACUUCCGCAUAACCAAAGCUGAUGCUGCAGAGUUCUGGAGGCGCGCCUUUGGGGACAAAACCAUUGUGCCUUGGAAGGUGUUCCGUCAGUCUCUCCAUGAGUUUCAUAACAUCAGCUCUGGUCUGGAGGCCAUGGCUCUCAAAUCCACCAUAGAUCUCACCUGCAAUGAUUAUAUCUCAGUGUUUGAGUUCGACAUCUUCACUCGGCUAUUCCAGCCCUGGUCAUCCCUGCUGCGAAACUGGAACAGCUUGGCUGUUACUCACCCAGGGUACAUGGCCUUCCUCACAUAUGAUGAGGUCAAAGCUCGGCUGCAGAAAUUCAUCCACAAGCCUGGCAGUUAUAUCUUCCGACUGAGUUGCACUCGCCUGGGCCAGUGGGCCAUCGGUUACGUGACAGCCGAUGGGAAUAUUCUCCAGACCAUUCCCCAUAAUAAGCCCCUCUUCCAGGCCCUCAUUGAUGGUUUCAGAGAAGGCUUCUAUUUAUUCCCCGAUGGCCGGACUCAGAACCCCGACCUGACGGGUCUGUGUGAACCUUCACCUCAAGACCACAUUAAAGUCACACAGGAGCAAUAUGAGCUGUACUGUGAGAUGGGCUCCACUUUCCAGCUCUGUAAAAUCUGCGCGGAGAAUGACAAAGAUGUGAAGAUCGAGCCCUGUGGUCAUCUCAUGUGCACCUCCUGUCUCACCGCCUGGCAGGAGUCGGAGGGUCAGGGAACGGGAUGCCCCUUCUGUCGGUGUGAGAUUAAAGGUACAGAGCCGAUUGUCGUAGAUCCUUUUGACCCCAAGGACAACAGCGGGGGCUCAAGUCGGGCCGCCAUGGGAGCCGAAGGAGCUCCAUCGCCAAGCUAUGACGACGACGACGACGACAGACUUGAAGACCCCCACCUGGUAAUGAGCAAACUUGCUGGCACAAAGGUGGACCGCCCCCCGUCACCCAUGUCCAUGGCCCCUCAGUCAUCUCUUCCCCCAGUGCCUCCCAGACUGGACUUGUUGCCACACAGACCUCCAAACCCCCCUGGUGCCUCCAGUCCAGGGGCCACCAGUAAGGCAGCAUCACAUCACAAAGACAAGCCUCUUCCACUUCCCCCUGCACUGCGGGAUCUCCCCCCACCCCCUCCCCCAGACAGACCUCACACAGUCGGGGCGGCUCCAGAAGCCCGGCAUCCAAGACGGCCCCUACCCUGCACUCCAGGGGAGCCCCUUCGAGAUAAGCUCCCUCCCACUCCGCCGAACCGUUCUUUGGCUGACUGGAACUCCAGACCCGUUCCCAAAGCUCCAACCCCCUCUUCUACAUCAUCUUCACCAUCCUCCUCAUCCACCCACGUGCCCAGCCUGGGGGGCGACCUCAGAGCAGGUGUCAGGGAGCUCUCCAACAGACACUCGCUCCCCUUGGCGCUGCCCUCUGCGCUGGACAACCGCGCGGACUCUCAGAAGAACAACAGCUCCCUCAGUCUGGACCACCAGCUGAGUAUUGCUGCAAUAGUUUCUCAAGAUUAUGACAACCCCAAAGUGAAACCAUCAGCCUCAGCCAAUGCCAUCUACACACUGGCAAACAGACAGUCUCAAGGUUUGAGGCAAGUGCCCGGAGAGGAGGCGUGUGACAGCGAGGAAGACUCUGAGUACAUGAUCCCUUCAUCUCGCCCCAUUGCCGUUCCAUCAGUACCAGACACCCUGCAAGUCCAAAGGCCCCCACAGCCUCUGACUGCUCUGCAGGCACAGACUCAAGCCCCUGCAGUCAACUCGCGGCUCACACUAGAUGCAGAGGAUGGGCCGACAUCGCAUGAAGCCAUGUACAGCGUCCAGCCCAGGUCACAACAGGCCAGAGACUCAGAUUACUCAGAGCUGCCUCCCCUGCCGGUCACCAACGGGCCCAGAGACCACGCAGCAGAGGACAGAGAGGAAGAGGAUAACGGCUACGACUUCCCAAAGCCCCAGCUACCACAGGCCCCGGCUCGGCGGACCUUUUCAGAAAUGGGGGGGUCUCUGUCUUCAUCUUCAUCCUCCUCAUCGUCAUGCUCGUCCUCUGUGGCAGCCUUUAGCCGCCUUUCCCUAGAUUCAGAUUUUGGAGCUGCGGCAUCUGCUUUAGAGCCAGCCGAAGCGCCUGAGAGACCUCCAAAGCCGCUGCCCAGACGGAUCAACUCGGAGCGCCGCCACAGCCCCGUCCCGCCUGUGCCCACUUCGCCCAGCGGCGGCGCCGCAGUGGGCGGGGAGGCCAACCCCCUGAUCAGCAGCGAGAUCGAGCACCUCAUGAGUCUGGGCUACUCCUACCAGGACAUCCAGAAAGCUCUGAUGAUUGCACAGAACAAUAUAGAAAUGGCCAAGAACAUCCUGCGUGAGUUCGUCUCUGUUCCCUCCACCGCCCACAUUUUCACAUAGCAGAUUGUGGCGCCCACGAAUUGCGGUUUGCUCUCGUUGCCCUAGCUUGGCUCAGCCUGGUUUGGUUUUGGUCGCCGCAGACCGACCAGAAAAGCCUACUGCCUCCAGGACUACGUAAAGUGCUUUCUGACACCCUACUCCGCCCUGCCCCUCCCACCGAACCCUCCUGUGGUUUCUGACCUGGCUGUCACUCGGCAAGCUUACAGUAUCUGCAGGACUCUGCGCCAGGCACUCCAUGCGCUUUCAAAAGUAUCAUGCUGUUUUUUUUUGUUUGUUUGUUUGUUUUUUUUCUUCGAGGUUUUGGUUUCAGGAGCAUCUCCUCGGGACCGCCCAAACGCGGCGACCCGAGACUUUCAUAGGAAUCUGCCGAAGACAAACUCUCAUCUUUCAUGUUGAAGCCUCUCGCUGAAAAUAUAAUCAACACCUCACAAGGAAAACUAAAAGUGUAUGUCUAUAUGAGAAUUUAAUAUAUAAGUAAGUAUAUAUUAAAUGUGUGUAAUAUAUACAGUACGUGCAUAAAUAAUAUGUGAAAGUCGUUCAGUUUGGAGGGUUGCUCUUGGUACCACUGCAGGAGGAGGGGGUUGGGGGGGCGACAGGAGUCGGCUUACGGGAAGACAGGAAGGAAGAGGAAGGACGAAUCGGGCGUCUUCCUGACCAGGAUGCGUUAGUCAGCAGAACCUUGGAAAACGUGCAGCAGAGCUUUUCAUCUUGACUUUGGUCGGAUACGGCCUUUAAUUAACAUUGCUUUGGUACUUUUUUUUUUUUUUUUAGCAUAAAAAAAAAGCAAGCGUGUCGUUUUGUUUGUAGCAUGAUGAUAGUUUCAGGUCUGGACGUGUUGCUGGCUGCUUGUGUGUUUUGUGUACGUGAGCAUGGUUGCCUGUGUGUGUGUGUGUGUGUGUGUGUGUUUGCCAGACUUUUUACUCCACUCGUCCUGCUCUCGGAUGAAGCCCCUCCCUAUCCUGUCCGUCUCAACAUGAAUGUGUGCUCCAGUCCACGUACUUGGACUCUCGCGCUCUGUUAAUGUACUACUGCUCUAAGUUAUGAGGCGGGGCCACAGCUAGCAGACAGGCUAGUUGUUUCGUGAUCUGUGGUGGCUCACGUUUUCUUUCUGUUGUAUGAACUCACUGGCUGGUCCGGGUUUCUGUCUCCAGCUGAGUCCAGUGUUACAAAACAAAAAUGAAAAAAAAAAAACGACAUAAAAUAUUGACUUACUUUGAUAAUAUAUUGUUGUUAUACUAUCAUAAAUAUUGUUGGUAUAAUUAAUUCAGAAGUGUUUCACUGCUGCUAUUAUUGUUAGUGCUAAACAAUUAAAGCCUUAAAUGUACAUUUGUGAAUACUCUGUUUAACCGUCAUCCUGUUUCUUUAAAGUGACAGUAUCUUUUGUCUUUCCAGUUCAUAAUGUAGCAUACUUGAAAAGUAUACGCAGCUCGUGAGCCCGCAGUCCUCUCAAGCUGUCGACCUGUUUAGUAUUUUUAACGUUUAGUUCUGCUCUUUCUUUAGUGUAUAUACAAGGUUCCUACACGAUUGUUGAAAAGUUUGAAAUUUGAUUUUCACAUUUAAAGUUUGAGAUAGGUGUUUGAGUUCCUAGACUAUCAUAAGUAUCUCCAUUAUCCAAAAGAUAAAAAUCUGAAUAUUGUCAGGAAAAAAAACAGGCUUUUUAUACCUUUGAAUUUCUGCAUAUUUAAGUAAAAUUCACAGAAUAAAUAGUAAAGUCUAUUUCAAGGGCUUUUUGGUAACUGGUUCUGCAUGACUUUAGAAAUUCAUAAAAUUGCAAUACUAAUAAUUGAACACUGUGACAAUUGAGAUUACCUAUAUUUUCAGCGCUUUUCUGUAAUCAUGAAAAGCCCACCACUCUUUAAGCUUUCCUGUAUAAGCACUGCAUGAGUCGUGCUACGUCAUUCAUUCAAUUUCUACAAGCAAGUAAAAGAUUAAAUUACAUGUAGGGUGAUGCAAUUCAGAUUUGACCAGUCUAGAUGUUUUGGAUGUUAAGAGACCCAUUCAAUGUUGGUCCAGAAGCCAAACACUGAAUCUAACAGGUAACUAGGACGUAAGUGAGUUGCACGUAUACUUUUUAAAGGUGGAAAGCUUUCUAUAUGUCCAGUGUUACUUCUUUCUUAAAAGUGGAAAGAAAGUUGAAGUUGCCACCUUUCUACCAAUUGGUUGCCAGGUGUGGGAGGGGCUACAUUGCAUUUCUUACUAAAAUAAUUGUGCCAGGUUCUUUUCACAGCAUUUUGGGCCCCUCUGCCCUCCAAGGUUAGGGUCCUGUGGUUCCUAACCUGGGCAAAACAAAAACACAAUCUCAUUUAAAGCAGAUGAUGUUGCAGGUAAAUCAAUAAGUGUGGGGUCUUGAAAUCCUUUGCAGAAUUCUCAGUAACAUUUGUAUUUAGAAAGGGCACUAAUGGUGAAUUUUUUUUUUUUAAAAGCUGGAUUCUUAGUUGAUAAAAUUUGUGUUGUUAGUGUGCUUUUUUUUUUUAUUGACUUGCUAAAACAUGUUUACCUAAAUGAUAGUUGGGGGCUAAAAGAACCUACAACCAGUAUCUCAGAGAUUGGGAACUGGAUGUUUUUCACAAACUUUGAUUUAAAGAGAAGCACAAACUUGAUCCAGAAGCCCAAAAAAAUUUGAGAAAAUCUUUUUCCCCUCUUUAAAAUCAACCAACUAGUUAGUGCUCCUUUAGUUCUCCUGCUAAGAAUGUCUUCUUUUUUUUUGUGACUAGAAAAAUGGCCAAACCACCAAAUUAGUCUUUCAGUAAAUAAUAGAAGAAACCAUCUUUAAGGCAGCUUUAAGGCAGUGGGCAGCAACAUAUAUAGGCCUUAUGUUUCAGAGAUUAUGAAAAAGAGUUGAUCAAAGAUGACCCAGAAGCCAAAAAAAAAAAAGCAGCAGAAUAACCCUUUUCCACUCCGCGAAAUGGAAAGCCAACCUCAGUGUGGUAUAAUUUAACGAUCUAUGAAAUAUAGAGAUAAUAUAAACUUAAAAAUAUGUACAGUAGUAAUAAUAAGUAAAUAAUUUUUACUCAAUGUUCCAGAGCUUUUUCUUUUUGAAAAAUAGCUGAAAAAAUGAGAAUCGUUGCCAGUGGGAACCUUGUGUAUAUUAACAGUAAUAAAGCAACCAAAAUGUUUUUAAAGUUUUCGGUAAAGACGAAUGCUUUCUGUUGAGCUUUGCCUUCUCGUUGCUCUGAAAAGAGGAGCAAGCGCCGAGGCUUUUCGUAGCGUAGACUCAUGGGUACGCUGGCCCCGCCCCACGGUCUACGGUAAAAAUCAGUAUUUGGGCCGACUGUAACAACUAACUCAGGAAUAAAUGCUGUCAAAACGCCGAGCGGACUCAUUAGCACAGACAGCAGCUCACCUGUGUACAGCGAAAAGUAACUGCUUCUUUGUCACAGACUUGCACAUUUAGUUUUUGUUUGAUUUUUCCAAUGUUCGCAGGCGCAGAAACAGCAGCUUUUUACUUCCAGGUACUCUGAAUUUAAAGGAUAUAGUCACACAAACGGCUUGUAGGUACAUUAACUUGAGGCUCUCCCAGUAUAUGAAGAAUGUUUUUGGUGUUUUUUAUUAUUUUCUGAUUGGGAGGGUGCCAUUUAGCCCCAGUUUGUCUUCACCUCUUCCGGCUGAUGCUGUGUGUUGACUGGAAGCUCUCUUUGUGCUGUCUCUAGUUCUGUUUCAUGUUUAUUUCCUAGUUGCCUUGAGAAACUUCUUGAAUGAUGGAUGGUGACGGACUGGGGAGAUCCGCAAUCCUCAAUACUGUACCGCUGUUUCAAGACGGCAUCUCAUUAUGUAUUAUUAGUUUACCUUUAUUUUUGCACAGCAUACCAAUUUGUGCUUUGAUACUGUCACUCUAAAGAACAGCUUACUGUAUACAGUUAAAGAAAAAUGUCAUUUUUGCAUUCCUGUGCAUUUUAUCCCAAAGGUUUUGUUUACUUGUUUGUUUUUCUUGACUUGUGCCAUAUGUUUAGAGAGAGAGCGAUCAUCACCGACGUCCUUACUUUUUUUUUUUUUAAAGGCCUUGUUAUUUGAGGAGUGUUUGUGGGUCUCAAUCUGUACCUGUUGGACUUUGAAGGCAACAUAGUGCAGUAAUGCUUGCAUCGAUCUGUCCUCUGCCUCUUCAGCCGCAUCUAGCCUCAUCCCUCAAACGCUCCAGUGUCUUUUUUUGACCACUUUUUCCAGAUCAGUUCUCUGCCUCUGGAUUCCCCAGAUGCUCAGUGCUGUGCAAUUUCAAUAUUCAGCCAGGAGAGGGGGCUGUCGUUCUAAUUUCCCCCCAAACCUCAGUAAAAGAAAGGCAUUCAUGAUUAUUUUUUAUUGUUUUAAAAAGCUCAUAUCAAUUUGAAAGUAUGCACAUUGCUGUUAAUAAAAGGUUAAGCAACUGCUUCCUGUCUCUUUUUCUACGUGGAUAUCAAAAGGAAAAUUAAAACCAAUUAAUAAAAAAAUAAUACUUAAGUAUUGUAUUAAUACAAAUAAAAAACAUUGUUUGUUUUUUUUAUUACACAGUGAUGAAUUUCAAUAGUUUAUUUUAUUGAUUAUAACAAACUAGAGCUAGAUGAUAAAUCAAGAAUAUGUAUUGUGAUACACACACGAUCAAUAUUAAUAGAUAGUAGAGGUCUUACUUGACUGUACAGCAUUCUGGGAGAUGUAGGCAGAGGAAAGAUUAGCAGUUGGCUAAGCUAGGUCGUGAGAUGAAGUGAGUGAGCGUCACUCUCGCUCUUUGCUAGGUAACUGGUUGUUACCUGGUAACGAGUUGCUAGUAACAACCAGUUGACUGGCUCGCUUAGCUGCAGUUUCAGGUUUCGCCACAGUUCAUCAUAACUGCUUAAACGGCGUUGCGUGAAAAGUGGAUAAAACAGGAAAGGCUUAGUCACGAGUUUAACAGUAGUUCAGAUAUUUAAAACAACAAAAAAAAAGUUAACAGGCAAACAUGAAUAUAGAUUGAUAUGAAACGCUUAUAUCGUGGUAAAUUCUCCAGCCAUAUCGUCCAGCCCUAGCUUAAAAUUUAUAAAAACUAAUAACAUUUGAAUAUUUUAUUAGACCACUAGGUAUUUUAUUACCUAUUAUUAAAGGUAUUACUACUUACUUUUGGACACGCAUGACUUUUAAUGAGUGAAGCAUUUUAAAAAGGUAAGAUAUUAAUAUUGGAUGAAAGGUGCUCGUUCGCAAUUGCCGCUGAAAUUUACCUCCAACUUAAAAAAAAAAUAAAAUACGGCUACGUAAGACCUCUGUGCAGGUUGUUAAACGUUUAAGUGUUUUACUCCAAUUCAUUGUUUUUUUGCAAAUUUUAAAACUCAUUAAAAUAAAGCGAUUAAAGAGAUUUUUUAAAAAGUGUUAACUCAUUACUUUGCUAUAGAAACUUGAUAUUUUCUGAGUGCUGUAUUCAAGAAUCUUAAUUUUGAAGUUUAGUGGAAGGAUAAACUAUCACUUCGCAAAUCCAAAGCUCUAUCAAACGUUUUUGUCUCUACAUGUGAUUUAACUGUUUUGCCUAAAAAUCCCUUUUCCCAGAGAGAAAAAAAAUUACUUUUUGGAAAGCCAAGUCCUCCAGUUCAGAGCCGCAGAAGUCCAGUGUGAACCUCUUAAAUCAAUGACUCAAGGAGCCUGAAUUAAUUUUGAAUUCAUUUCCAGGUCGGCUCUGGCUUCCAUUUGUCUUAGGGUUAUUGUUUAGUAAUAGUGUAAUAUGUGGAUGCAUUUAUGUUUGACACAAAAUACAUGUGGAGGGUUUAUGCACAAAGAUCAGUGGAACUUGUCCUUUUUUCUGAACUGAGACCAAGACGUUUGGGAGAAACUUCAGGAGAAUCUGUUUAAUACCGUGGUCCUAAAAUAACAAAACAGCAGAAAUCCUCCAAAAUGUAUGAAGAGGACCAGUCCAGACACAAUGAGGACCCAGGAGAUUGCUGCCAUGGAGCUGUCUUCUACAAAUUGGGGAUUUUUUUGACUUUUUUCACUCUUCUCCUGACUCAGUCAUUUGAAUGGCGUUGGGGCCUCGUUCCGCUGGGGUAGAUCCAGCACUCACUGGAGGGACCGUGUAACCCUCCUGACCUGGAACUCUUUGGGAUCUCCCUGGAUGAGCUCGAGAGCGUUACCGUGGAGACGGAUAUCUGGGUUUCCCUCGUGCAGCUCCGUCUCAGAUAAGUGGAAAACCAUGAAUGCACGUUUCAACAUCUGAAGAUGUUAAAUUGAUGUUAGCACUCUUAACUUUUGACCAUUUAACUUUAUUUGGUAUGAUUUUGAAAACUAAAAACAAUAAAUGUUUUGGUAAUUACAAGACGCGUAAUAACUCAGAGACAUUUAAAGGCAUUUCAGACAACCAACGCUGUUCACCAGAGUUGCCAAAAGCGGAAGAAAGGAAGUGUAUGAUGGCAUGAUUGUCUUUAAGCUGGAGUUGUUUAGUCACAGUCAUUCCCCCCUCCUCAGUAGUACACAGAAACUAUAGGAACCAACAUGAACACAAAACACUUACAUGAAGAGCAGUUGUUGGUUUAAGGCUUCGGGUCUGAGGGGGUUCUGUGUCUCUUUGGGUUAGAUUACCUCAGGUUUCAGUUAUUACAGAAAUGCAUUCAGUGAACAGAAAUGUGUGUGAAAAGGAAAACCUCUUCUAAUCUCAUUCUUCCUUCUCGUAAAAAAAAAAAAAACAGCUAUAGAACUUGAGUUUGUUAGCAUACAGUUCCAUUAAAAACAUGUCAUACUGGGGAAAAACUGCAUGAAUACACAAAAAAAAAGAAAAAACAAAACAUAAAUCAGUGCAUGUAAAAUAAAUAGGAACAAAAAACCAGCACAAAAUGUGGAGUUUUUGCAAAGCAUCUGAGUGUCAUAUCUAGGAAAAGAAAUGUAACUAUAUGACCUGACUAGUGGCAAUGCAAUAAAUCUAACAAAUAAAUCUGAUCAAAUGUAAAAAUAUACAGAGAACAAAAAAGUAGAAAAACAUUACCCAAUAGUUCAACUUCUUCAGCCUCAGAAAGUACUGUCCUUCAUCUACAGAGCACUGGGAGUUGAGAAACUGAGUGAUGCGUCUUUAAAUAACCUGCAUGUUUGUAUUUAAAGAAUAAAAAAGGUGUAGCUGAAGAGGUGCGGCAUCUCUUAACUUUCAGUAGUGCAGACUGAAACAUAGCAGAAAAUGAACAAAACAAUCAACCAAAUCAAGCUCCUUACUUUAACUCCAAGAAGCACCGAAUCAUAGAAACACUGUCUGGAUAUUUGUUUGGUUUUUUUUGUUUUGUUUUUUUUGUGUGUGUGUUAUUUUAAAUAAAGAAAUAUAUACAUAGACUAUAAUAUGUACAGUAACUGAGCUGCAUCAUUAUUCUCUUCAGUGGAUUGCACUGCAUGAGGUGAUGCUAUGUCAUACAGCGCGGACACAUUUAAUGGCACCCAUGGUAAAAAUGUGCAAAGAGCCUCAAAAUAAAGGUCUUUAUUUUGCAGUAGUACUAUUUUACAUCGGAAACCUUCACUAUUCAGCAGAUUGACUUGACUUAUUGAAGAUCAUUUGAGAAGGUUGGUUCUGUCUCCGUGGAACAAAGGUUGGUUGUUUUGUUCUUUCUAUCACUAUCCUGCUGAAGGACCCAGUGACGAUGUUUUAUUUAAAAUCUGCUGGUAAUUCUGAAACCUCUGCUGUAUUUAACACUGGGUAUGAGGGGACAAUUUAUAAAAAAAAAAAAUCCUAAUGUGUUUUAUCAUGUUCAGAGAAGUAUUAAAUACAGACACGAACAUGGAGGAGGUAUAAUUUAAACAGCUAAAUAAAGAAACAAAUUUUCCUGGAUAAAAAUAGACAUUCGCCAAAAUAUUUGAAUUUUAUUCAUUUAUUUAAUUAUCUGAAUAAAUUUCCUUGAAGUAACCACUGGAUUUCUCAUUGUGAGAUUAUGCAACCUGAAUAAAACAGUAGUUUAUUUUAAGGCUUUCACACACUUUUCUCAGGGCAGACAAUGAAUUUGUCCACCCCUGUAUUUAAAACAGACCCUGUCAGCUUUGUGCUAUAAUUCUUGUUCCACAGACAAUCAGCAGUAUACAAGGCUUGCAGUAGCGAGACAGAGAGUCAAAGCUUGGUAAGCGUGUUGUGGAGCUUGCAAAUUGUGUUCCAUUUCAACUCGAGGAGCACAGUGGACAGCAAGUAAAAAACAAAAACAAAAAAAAC
This is a messenger RNA of Gambusia affinis (western mosquitofish), 11718 nucleotides long. RefSeq names its product Cbl proto-oncogene, E3 ubiquitin protein ligase (gene cbl). The record is from RefSeq and is a predicted model, not a curated record. The transcript is spliced from 19 exons. NCBI's taxonomy places the organism in Eukaryota, Metazoa, Chordata, Actinopteri, Cyprinodontiformes, Poeciliidae. Gene Ontology annotation, cellular component: plasma membrane; membrane raft. Gene Ontology annotation, molecular function: calcium ion binding; phosphotyrosine residue binding; ubiquitin protein ligase activity. Gene Ontology annotation, biological process: cell surface receptor signaling pathway; negative regulation of epidermal growth factor-activated receptor activity. Bases 756 to 3614 code for a protein of 952 amino acids.